AUGUCUACAUUCGUCGAUGUCGGCUUUUCAGAUUAUGAUUUUCCCGUCACGGCCAAAAGUCUACCACCUGAUUUGAACCCUAAGGCGCGGUCUGAUUUUAUCAAGAACCAAACGGCGGUCCUGACUAAAUCACUAAACCUGGAGAAGCGAGAGGGUGGCCAACACUGCUUCUUCGAAAAGGAUGAAUAUCUGCCGCUUCAAGGUGAAGGCAUCUUGGGGGUGGGUGGCUUUGGCCAAGUAGACAAGGUUCUCAGUCUGAUCAGCUUCAAGAAAUAUGCAAGAAAAAGGGUGCUCAGAACUACAGCAUUCGGCGGUAGAAAUGCCCCAGCUCAAAGAGCCUUCAUAAAAGAGAUUGAAAUUCUCAAGCGUCUGAAACACUGGCACAUUGUCGAGUUUGUAGGCAGCUACACUGAUCACAAGUAUAUCGCAGUCCUCAUGGAGCCAAUCGCAGAUAUGGAUCUCGCAACAUACCUGCAGCAUACAGACAAAGCAAAGCAUCGCGAACUCCGCACCUUUUUCGGUUGUCUAUCACGAGCGCUCGAAUUUCUGCAUCAGCAGAGCAUCCGCCACAAGGAUAUCAAGCCGCGAAACAUACUCUAUGAAGCUGGUCGCGGAGUCUUGCUUACGGAUUUCGGCUUGGCUCUCGAUUUCACAGAAGCCAGCCGCAGUACAACCAUGGGUAUGGUCGACGGGAUGACACCCAAGUAUUGCGCACCAGAGGUCGCUGCCGAAGAGCCUCGAAGUACCUCUUCCGAUAUAUACAGCCUAGGCAUUGUAUUCCUCGAGAUGAUUGUCGUGCUCAAAGAUCAACCGAUCGAAUACCUUCAGACAUACUUCGAGACACACGGCUCCAAUAAUCGGCUCGUUCGCAAAAACGACGAGGCACUCGAAAGCCUUCUGACCGAAUUUGAGAAUACUGCAGUGACCUCUGAUAACCGGGUGUUGAAGUGGAUUAAACAAAUGCUGCAGCAGAAUCAGAAGCUGCGGCCUACGGCUGCUUCGCUGUCGGAAGGGUGUACGCUACCUGAUGAGAAUGGUAUCAGACACUUCAUCGGUAUCUGCUGUUCAUCGCCAGACGACAGCUUCUCUGAGGCUUCUGAUGACUAUCAAGAUGAUGGUUUUGAUCCGCUAUGA
Aureobasidium namibiae CBS 147.97 is the source of this 1134-nucleotide messenger RNA. Its product is annotated as kinase-like protein. The transcript has a single exon. Gene Ontology annotation, biological process: mitotic cell cycle; protein phosphorylation; regulation of cytokinesis. Gene Ontology annotation, cellular component: centrosome; nucleus; spindle pole. Lineage: Eukaryota; Fungi; Ascomycota; Dothideomycetes; Dothideales; Saccotheciaceae. The coding region runs from base 1 to 1134 and encodes 377 amino acids. The record is from RefSeq and is a predicted model, not a curated record. Gene Ontology annotation, molecular function: protein kinase activity; ATP binding.